CAGAAGGAAGUUUUGUUCCUGCACAUAAAUGAUGGGAGUUCUCUGGAAAGCCUCCAGGUGGUUGCUGAUCCCAGCCUGGAAAAGAGAGACCUGACUUUUGGAAGUGCAGUGGAAGUGCAAGGGAAGCUUGUCAAAAGUCCACAUAGGAUGCAAAACAUGGAGCUGCAGGCUGAAACCAUUCGUGUGGUGGGACCUUGUGAUAUUUGGAAUAAUGGAUAUGUACAUAUUCAUACCCCCAUAAUUACAUCCAAUGACUGUGAAGGUGCUGGGGAACUCUUUCAAAUUGCGACAUCAAGAGAGGCAAAGGAUUCUGCAGAAGAGACCCAUUUCUUCAAUGUGCCUGCCUUCCUGACAGUUUCUGGCCAGCUCCAUUUGGAAGUAAUGGCAGGGGCGUUUACUCACGUGUUCACCUUCGGCCCGACGUUCCGAGCGGAAAACUCGCAGAGUCGCCGGCACUUGGCGGAGUUCUACAUGGUGGAAGCUGAGCUGUCCUUCACUGAAAGCCUUCAGGACAUCAUGCAGGUUAUGGAAGAUCUUUUCAAGACAGUGACAAGCACUGUGCUCUCCAAAUGUCCUCGUGACGUUGAGCUUUUUCAUAAAUACAUAGCUCCUGCACAGAAGGGCAGGUUGGAACAAAUACUGAAGCACAAAUUUAUGAUAAUUUCCUACAGUGAAGCAGUGGAAAUUUUGAAGCAAGCUCCUCAAACUUUCACUUUCAAGCCAGAGUGGGGCUGUGACCUCCAAACGGAACACGAGAAGUACCUGGUGAAGCACUGUGGGGAGGUUCCUGUGUUUGUCAUUAACUACCCGUACGACCUCAAACCUUUCUACAUGCGGGACAAUGAAGAUGGACCUCAGCACACAGUUGCAGCUGUUGAUCUCCUUGUACCAGGAGUAGGGGAGUUGUGUGGAGGCAGCUUGAGAGAAGAGCGACUGCCCUUCCUUGAAUCACGCUUACAGAGAUUAGGACUCACAGAUGCCUAUCAAUGGUAUCUAGACCUCCGAAAAUUUGGAUCAGUUCCUCAUGGAGGCUUCGGAAUGGGGUUUGAACGCUACCUGCAGUACAUCUUGGGAGUUGACAAUAUCAAAGAUGUUAUACCUUUCCCCAGGUUUUCUCACUCCUGUCUCCUGUAGCUCAGCAGUUGACUCACGUGGAGAAAAGCGCUUGUAACUGCGUGUAUAACAUACCAGG
Molecule: messenger RNA, 1192 nt
Organism: Ficedula albicollis (Collared flycatcher)
Lineage: Eukaryota; Metazoa; Chordata; Aves; Passeriformes; Muscicapidae
Gene: NARS2
Product: asparaginyl-tRNA synthetase 2, mitochondrial (putative)
Exons: 12
Coding region: 148-1134 (328 amino acids)
Biological process (GO): asparaginyl-tRNA aminoacylation
Cellular component (GO): mitochondrion
Molecular function (GO): ATP binding; asparagine-tRNA ligase activity
Source: RefSeq, a predicted model, not a curated record